AUGGACUGGGAAAGACGGAAACUUUGGCGGAAGAGUAUGGAUUUCUCUUCGCCGGUAGCGAAAAGGACGCGGCUUCAGGAAGCCCUAGUCUACAGGAGGUUGUAUGAGGAGAAGAAGAGGAAUGCGGGUGUGUCGAGUAGUGGGAGUCACAAUGACGAUGGUGUUGAGUUUUUGGGUGAGGCGGGGGUUUUUGAUUCUGUACAGAAAUUUGUUGCUGAGUCAGAUGGGAAGAAUAGUGAUAGAAAGAAUAGUGGUAGGAAGAAGAAUGGCGGGGAAAACAGUGGCGAGGAUGUUACUGAUGUAGUUUCCAUUUCAGAUGACUCAGAGGCCUCUGACUACGAGGAGGAGGAGGAUGAUGAUGAUGAUGAUGACUAUAUAGUGGAUCCUACCAUUGACAGAGACGAAAGAGGAAAUCAAGCUUCAAAAUUAGGGAAAAAGAAAGUGGAACUUGGAACUUCCAGUCAUCCAUUUUGUGUUGAUGUUGAUGAGGGUCAGGGUGAGGGUGAUGGUGAUGGUGAGGGUGAGGAGGAAUGGGAGGAAGAGGAGGAAGAAGAGGAGGAGGAGGAGGAGGGGCGUGAUUCCUCAUCUGGGCAUGCUGAAUUCCCAAAAACUAUUGGUAGAAAAGAUAAAGGGGAGUUAGGGAAACACACCAAGAGAAAGCGAAUCCGUGCACUGAAACAUUGCGAUGCUUUGAAGAUUCUUGUGGAUUCCAUUUGGGCAAAGAAUAGCGGGCUUCUGGAAGAACUGGUUUCUCCUAGAGGCAGUGAUUCCAUCGAAGAGACAGAGCCUGCUUUUACGGAGCUUCCGUUAAAAUUCAAGUUUGGAGUGGAUGAGUCAAUACCAUUGGGGAAGUCCCAACCCGAGAUAGGAAUGAAUCAACUUUGGGCUGAGUUUGAUUUUGUUCUUAGAUCGGCUGAAAUCGGCUCCAAGGAAACUAAUGUGGAUGGCGAAGAGGACUUUGUAUCUGCAGAGGUUGAAAUUGAUCAAGCUGUCCUUUGUCAUCAAGGGAAUCAUCAGCUUGUUCUUGAUGAACAAAUUGGAAUGACAUGCAGUUUUUGUUCUUUUGUUCAACUGGAGAUCAAGUACAUCUUACCAUCGUUUAGUAGAAAUCCUUGGGGCAGAUCAGAGAAGGGGAAUGCAGAAGAAGUGGACUGUAACUCCAUUUUUGAUGAGCUUCAGUUCCAGAAACCUGGUUGUGGUUCUCAGUCUGGUUCUGAUCAUGGCCUUCAUCCUGAAGGCACGGUUUGGGACAUUAUUCCUGGUAUUAGAAAUAGUAUGUACAGACAUCAAUGUGAAGGUUUUGAAUUCAUUUGGAAGAAUGUGGCUGGAGGCAUUUACCUUGAUGAGUUGAAAAGAUCAUCCUUUUCUGAUGGUGGCAGUGGCUGCAUUAUAUCGCAUGCUCCUGGUACAGGAAAGACCCGUUUAACCAUAGUCUUUCUCCAGACAUACAUGGAGCUUUAUCCUGCAUGCAGGCCAGUCAUCAUUGCUCCUCGCACCAUGCUCCUUACAUGGGAAGAAGAAUUCAAGAAAUGGAAUGUUGAUAUUCCAUUUCAUAAUCUGAACAAGCUAGAGUACUCUGGAAAGGAAAAUAUAACUGCUUUGAAUUUUCUGAGGAGGAUUAGCCAUCAGGGACAAAGUGCAAAAUCUAUUCGUAUGGUAAAGUUGUAUUCAUGGAAAAAGGAUCGAAGCAUCCUGGGGAUCAGCUACACACUAUUUGAAAAACUUGCUGGAGAACGAGUUCUUGCUGACCAAGAAAAUAAGAAAAUUAAAGUACAGGAUUACACUAAAGUGCAGGUAAGAAAAAUCCUCCUCGAGCUUCCUGGUCUUUUAGUGCUUGAUGAGGGGCACACACCUCGCAAUGAACAAAGUCUUAUCUGGAAGGCUUUGUCAAAAAUUGACACAGAAAGGCGCAUCAUCCUCUCAGGAACUCCUUUCCAGAAUAAUUUUAAGGAGCUUUAUAAUACACUCUGCUUGGUGAGACCGAAGUUUGCUGACAGGAUCGCUGUUGAACAGUAUGGAGGCUUUCGUGGUAAGCGUGGGAGGAAAAGUAAUGUAGCAAGAGGGAAAUGGGAUUUAUUGACCAGUUCCAUUGGCAAAAUUGCCGAUGAUAAAGUAGAGGAACUAAGAGCCAUGAUCGAACCCUUUGUUCAUAUACACAAAGGCACAAUACUUCAAGAAAAUCUUCCAGGGUUGAAGGACUCCGUUGUUGUUUUACAACCAUCUGAUUUGCAGAGGAGGCUCCUUGAAAGCAUUCGAGAAAAAAAGAACCCACUUGAACUGGGGUAUUUAGUGUCCUUGAUAUCUGUACAUCCCUCGCUGUUGCCCUCUGAUGAAAGAAAACUGUUUUUUGACCAGACUAAGUUAGAAAAGCUUAAAUUGAAUCCUGAUAUUGGUGUCAAAACAAAAUUCCUGAUGGCAUUUAUCAGGUUUAGUGAGACCAUGAAUGAGAAGGUUUUGGUCUUCAGUCAAUUUUUAGAUCCGUUGACCUAUUUAAUGGACCAACUUAAACAUCAUUUCCAUUGGAUUGUGGGAAAGGAGGUGUUGUACAUGGAUGGACAGCGUGAUGUAAAGCAGCGCCAGUCCUCAAUUAAUACUUUCAACGAUCCAGCCAGCCAAGUAAGGGUAUUACUUGCAUCAACAAAGGCUUGCUCUGAAGGGAUCAGCCUGGUUGGUGCUUCUAGGGUCAUUUUGCUUGACGUUGUUUGGAAUCCAUCAGUGGAAAGACAAGCUAUUAGCAGGGCAUACAGGCUUGGGCAGAGAAAAGUGGUGUACAUAUACCAUCUGCUUACAUCAGGGACAAUGGAAGAGGAGAAGUACUGUCGACAAGCUAAGAAAGACCGACUAUCUGAGUUGGUGUUUUCUUCUAAGGACAAGACUAGUGCUGGGAACAAAAUUUCAUCCACAGUUUCAGAAGAUAAAAUUUUGGAAGAGAUGGUCCAGCACAACAAGUUGAAAGAUAUGUUUGAUAAGAUAAUAAACCAACCAAAAGAAUCAAAUUUAAUUGAAACUUUUGGUUUGGUGGAUAUCUAGUAAACGUAUUAGUAGUGGCCAAUGGUAUCCUCACGGACUGUUUCAUUCGUUCAAAAAGUUUGGUGGUCCUUGAUCCUGACAGUUUUCUUCAUGGAGUAACACAGAAUGAUUUUUUGAGCCAUUCCCAUUGCCAUCUCUGAUAUUGAAGAAGAUUCUUUAGAUCUGUUGAGGGUAUGGUUGUUUUUGAUAUCUGGCCAAUGCUUCUCCUAUAUCUGGUAAAUAUUUUUUUAUCCUCAUAGAGUUUUGUAAAGCUUUUAGCAUAUGAUGGACAUUAGGUAGCUUCAAUUUUUUGUUUACAUAAGGUUUCUGUUCAUUUGAUUUUACUGUAAAGCUACAAAGUCCAUACCUUUUAGGUCUUUUCUUUUCUAGCUUCUUCCACCUUUUUGAAGGAGAAAGUUUCCAAAUUGUCCUGGAAGUAAAUAUGCUGACCCCAAUUAUAGUACUGACAUUCUUUUGGUUCAGAAAUAUGAUGGCAAAGUCAUAGAGCAAAGGUCAUUUAUAUUAAA
Vitis riparia (riverbank grape) is the source of this 3536-nucleotide messenger RNA. RefSeq names its product SNF2 domain-containing protein CLASSY 3-like. The record is from RefSeq and is a predicted model, not a curated record. The transcript is spliced from 5 exons. NCBI's taxonomy places the organism in Eukaryota, Viridiplantae, Streptophyta, Magnoliopsida, Vitales, Vitaceae. Gene Ontology annotation, biological process: gene silencing by siRNA-directed DNA methylation. Bases 1 to 3030 code for a protein of 1009 amino acids. Gene Ontology annotation, molecular function: ATP-dependent chromatin remodeler activity; ATP binding.